CGCGCCGAGACUGGGCCCGGCUCCCCUCCUCGCCUCUCACCUCGUCCCGCGGCUCUUCCCACCUCGCGUCUCGUCCCUCGUCUCCCACCUCGUGUCUCCCCUCUAUUAUACCCCCCACCCACCCGGCGCCCACCGGUCCCCCACUUUAAACUCCCCCCGUCUCGCACCCUGCGACUCGCAACCUCUUCUCCCAUCUCCCACUCGAGCUGCCGUUUCUCCUCGACUCCCUCAUCUCGGAUCCCUUCCGCGCGGCCACCACCCAUUCCAUCUCCUCGUCUUAUCUCCUCAUCUCCCACCGUCUCCCCCUGCCCGCCUUCCCCUCUCGGGGUCCCCGGGGCACAGGUCCGGGGGGGUUGGCCACUCCGAGGGGACCCAGGGGACCCCCCCCCCCCCGGGGCCGUGACUGCGCUGUGAGCUCCUGCGAAGGACGCGGGCGAAGAGGUGGUGGUGGUGGUGAAGAGGAGGGGGAGAGGUGACCCGCUAGGACCCCCGAGGAAGGCGGAGGAGCGAUGAGGCUGCGCAAGUUGGUGGUCGUGUGCUUCGGCGCCACGUUCUGCGUGGCCGUCUUCUCGCUCUACCUCAUGCUCGACCGGGUGCACUUCGACCGCACCAAGAGCGGGGACCCCGCCAAGGGCCCCUUGCUGGAGCUCCACCAGCGUCUGAAGCAGCUGGAGCAGCUGCUAGAAGACAACCACCAGAUGAUCGGCCACCUGCGUGACUCGGUGCAGGCGCUGGGCGGCUCGGGGCCUGGGCGGCUUAGCGGCGACGUCGAUCUGGGAGGAGGCGGCGGCGGGGGCUCGAACCAGGGAACCGACAGUGGUGGCCUCUACCCGUGGCGGCUCACCAACGGCACGUGGGUGCUGCCCCAAAUGGUGGCCUGGGCAGCGCGGGGUCCUGCAGGGCCGGUGGGUCUGGCAGAGGAGUGCCGGGAGCCGAGGGGGGACUCGCCGGCAAAGGCCGACGUGAAGAUGAUGGAUGUGUACGAGUUGCUGGCGUUUGAUAACCCUGACGGCGGUGCCUGGAAGCAGGGGUUUGACAUCACGUAUGAAGACGCGGCGUGGGAGUCCACUCCGCUGCAGGUCUACGUGGUGCCGCACUCGCACAACGACCCAGGCUGGAUUAAGACGUUUGAGGGGUAUUUCGUGGAGCAGACAAAGCGGAUCCUGGACAACGCGAUGGUGAAGUUGGCGGAGGACUCGCGCCGCCGCUUCAUCUGGGCUGAGGUCUCCUACCUCGCCAAGUGGUGGGAGGGCGCAGAUGCCGCACAACGCGCUACCGCAAAGCGGCUGAUUGACAGCGGGCAGCUGGAGAUCGUGACCGGUGGCUGGGUCAUGCCCGACGAGGCCAAUGUCCACGUGUGGGCCAUGCUGGACCAGAUGCUGGAGGGCCACCAGUGGCUGGAGAGGCACUUGGGCGUGCGGCCACGCUCGGGCUGGGCCAUCGACCCGUUCGGGCACAGCCCUACCAACGCGUACCUUCUCCGCAAUGCCGGCAUCCAGAACAUGCUCAUCCAGAGGACUCACUACUCCGUCAAGAAGCACCUGGCUCACGAGCGCAGCCUCGAGUUCCACUGGCGCCAGAGCUGGGACUCGGGGUCCAGCACAGACAUUCUGUGCCACAUGAUGCCGUUCUACAGCUACGACGUCCCGCACACAUGCGGGCCUGACCCCCGUGUCUGCUGCCAGUUUGACUUCAAGCGCCUCCCGGGCGGCCGCGUCAACUGCCCCUGGCGUGUCCCACCCCGCGCCAUCACUGAUGACAACGUGGAGGAGAGGGCCCGGUUGCUGCUCGAUCAGUACCGCAAGAAGUCGCGCCUUUUCCGCUCGCCCGUGCUGCUCGUUCCCCUGGGCGAUGACUUCCGCUACGACACGGCGCAGGAGUGGGACCAGCAGUUCCACAACUACCAGCGCCUCUUCGACUACAUCAACACUCACCCCGAGCUACACGCGCGAGCUCAGUUUGGGACGCUCUCCGAGUAUUUCGAUGCAAUGCGGGCUGCCCGGCUGGGCCCUCCGGCCGCCCCGGCGCUGCCAGUGCUGAGUGGCGACUUCUUCUCGUACGCCGACCGCGACGACCACUACUGGACCGGCUUCUACACCACGCGGCCGUUCUACAAGCACCUGGACCGCCUCGUGGAGGCGCGGCUCCGAGCGGCGGAGAUUGCCUACUCGCUGGCGCUGUCGUACGCGCGCGGGGGCCCCGUGGGAGCCCCCGCGGUGGCACCCCCCCCAUGGGCCCACGACGGAAUGCGGCGUCUGGUCGGGGCUCGACGGAACCUGGGCCUCUUUCAGCACCACGACGCGAUCACCGGCACCUCCAAGGACCCCGUCGUCCUCGACUAUGGAAAUCGGCUGCACCAGGCCCUGAACGACCUCAAUGGUGUCAUCUCGGACGCCGCCGUGUUCCUGCUCGCCGAGGGGGCCGAGGGGGCCGAGGGGACCAGCGGAGCCUCCGUCCCUCUUGUUCUGGAUGAAUUCAGGCCUAAUCAGGAUUCCCUGCCAGGCAAGGUGCUCAUAGCCCUCUCCUCCACACCCAGGCCGGUGGUGGUGUACAACACGCUGGCACAGGAGCGUGUGUGUGUAGUGUGCGUGCACGUUAGUACCCAGCGCGCACGCGUGCGUCACCUGGACGGCCGCGCCGUACUCGCGCAGAUCGGCCCGGUGUGGACGGCGGACGCUGACACGGUGCCUGACACGUAUCAGCUCUCGUUCCUCGUCCGGCUGCCGCCCCUGGCCCUGGUGACCUUUGAACUGUGGGAGGCGUCGGACCCACGCGUGACGGUGCUGGCCAACACCACGCUGUUCGGGGUGGCCCCCGGGCGUGGCCCACAGAGGGGUGGCCUGCUCGGCGUGGACGUGAGGGCGGCCCCACCGCCCAGCGGCCUCAGCAUCCACAACAUGCACGCCACGCUUCGCUUCGGCGGCCCCAAGGGCUUCCUGCAGGGUGUGCGGCUGUGUGGGGCCACGCAAGAGCAGGCAGUGCACGUGGACCUAGCCUGGUAUGGCACGCGCGGAGCGCGCGACAAAAGCGGAGCGUACCUCUUCCUGCCCGACGGGGACGCCAAGCCGUAUGAGACCGAGGUGGAGCCCGUGGUGCGGCUCGCCGAGGGGCCGCUCUUUUCCGAGGUGACGUCGUACCUCCCGCACGUCACGCACACCGUGCGGCUCUACAACCUCCCCGGGGUGGAGGGGCUCUCGCUGGAGGUCACCAACGUGGUGGACAUUCACUCCGAGGUCAACCACGAGCUGGUUAUGGUGCUCACAACCGACCUGCAGAACCAGGACAUCUUCUACACGGACCUCAACGGGUUCCAGAUGCAGCGGCGCCGCUUCUGGAAAAAGCUCCCGCUGCAGGCGAACGUGUAUCAGAUGACGAGCGCCGCCGUGCUGCAGGACCCCGAGCGGCGCCUCUCGCUCCUGUCAGCGCAGGCCCUUGGCGUGGCCGGCAUGCGACCAGGGGAGCUGCAGGUGUUCCUGGAUCGCCGCCUUAUGCAAGAUGACAACCGGGGCCUGGGCCAAGGCAUCAAGGACAACAAGCCGACACUUUCACGCUUCCGCCUGCUGCCCGAGCGGCGCUCGCGGCAUGACUCGGGCGGUUCCCUUUCCCUGCUGGGUCACGUGACGUCGGACGUCCUCAACCACCCUGCGCUGCUGCUGCUGGGAGAGCCGGCGCCGCGGGGUUCAGCCGCUCCGCUCGCCCAGCUGACGCCGCUCGCCACCCCACUGCCCUGCGACCUCUACCUCCUCAACCUGCGCACCCUGCAGGCCACGGAGGGAGGGGGACCCUCUGAAGACAUGGCUCUGAUUCUGCAUCGCCGGGGUUACGACUGCUGGCUGGAGCCAACCCACUACCUGCUCAACUGCAACAGGACAGGGGGAAAGCUCAACCUCUCCUCAGUCUUCCGUGACCUGACCUUCAUCAAAGCGGCGCCCGCCUCCCUCACGCUGCUCUACCCGGCGCCAGUGCCGGGCGUCGGCGUCGAGGACCCGGCGGCGGCAGAGGAGCGCGGCGUCGAGCCCGUGCACGAGCUGGUGCUGCGGCCCAUGGAGCUGGCGACGGCGAGGGUGGCGCUUGCCAGGGCUCACCCCGCGGCACGGGGCUCGCUGGCCGGGGCAGCGCGGCCGGCCGAUCCCGGCACGCCGUGAGCGCCGGCGUGAUGCCGGCGGGUCGCUAUGGUGCGGUGUGAGGCCGGGAGGACAAAGGGACCGAGGGGCAGCGCUAACACCGCGCGUUUUACAUUUUUCUAACUGGAUCGUCUGUGCGGGAGGUGUCAACACCCGUAUCGGAUCGCACACUACUACCGGACCGCAUCGGAUCGUAACACACACGACUACCGGACCGCAUCGGAUCGGAUCACACGCUCGACAAAAUCAAAUGGAAACAAAUUGCACCGGAAUGACCUGUUGGAGCGCAUGCUUAUUCGUGGACUCUCGCAGCUCAGCAGAACUCACCUAGGCUCACCUAGGCUCACCUCCCACGCCCAUCCUGGUACUCGAUGGCGAUGGCCGUGGAAUUGUCCUCACUCCUGUGACCUAAUGGGAACAGGCUUGGACUCUGCACAUGUGUGCACGCAUGUGUGUGCGUGUGUGUGCAUGUGUGGUGUGUGUGUGCGCAGCGAUUGUUUGUGUAUACCCGCCAGCACUCACAGAAGGCAGUGCAUUUAUACACCUCACACUCGCAUGCCUCGCAUACCACUCCCAUUAACACACAGUCCAUAUAUGCACCCCACACUCAUGCACAUACAUGACACACAUACACCAGACACUAUAUAUACACACACACACAUCACACAUAGAAAUACACCACACACUAUAUACACAAAAACACUGGAGUGACUAGACACACCACACGCACAUCCGUGUGCACGCUCAGUUCCUCUCCACUGCAUAGCUGCCAUGGACUCAUGGCUCCAGGGGACGCAUCUUUCAGCUGAGCACAGUCCCAGGGACUGGAGCCUCCUUCACUUUGCGGACUCCAGCGCCCUAAUAUCAGGCGACUGAGACUCCCUCUAGCAGAUGGGAAAAUUGUGGAUUGGAUUCCCGAGCGUGAAUCGGACUGAAAUGGAGGAGUGAGGAGUGUUGAUGAGACUAGGUUGUGGAGUGGAGGAGUGUGGAUUGGACUGGACUCGAUGUGCACUGUGAGUGUGCCCUAAGAGAGGGGUCCUCACCUUCAAUACUGCGACACCGCACCCUCUAGCAAGUGCGGUGCAUCUGCUGAGUGCGGUGUUUCGAGCGAGUGCGGAGCCCCUGAGUGGUGCUCUCUAGCGAGUGCGGGGCUCCUGUUGAGUGCGGUGCACUACGCUCAGGCAUUUCAGGUGCAACUCAGCUCAGGAAAUUUAAUCUUGUCUCCGGCUCUCGGCUGCGGGGAAGUUCUUGUGUUCCCAACUUCACUUGAUUAACUUUGACCUCGCGUGACCCCUCCAUCUUCCGGGGGGGCAGGGCGGGGUGGCCGUUUGCCUCGAGCCGAGUGCUCCAGUGUGAUUUUGUAUUGAGAGUUGGAUACGGGUGGAUGUAGGUCGAUUUGCUUUAGGCACAAGGACUGCAGUGAGAAGCGAGGAGGUGGGGAGGGGGGAGCCUUGGCCCCCACACCUCAUUGUCAGACUACGUGGAGCUGACGAGGGAUUCCGUCCUGCGCUGCGUGAUUAAUUCUGAUUUUGGGGUUUGUCCCUGUGGGUUGUGAUUUGGUGGGGGGGAAUGGGGGGGGGGUGCAAUUGGUGUGUCUCGGGCAAUUCAUGACCGGUGUUUCCCAGUCGCCAGUUGUCACCGAUCUCCGUUCAGACAACGCUGCUGCUGCUGCCCGAGCAGUGGUGCACAAGCCGAGCCAGCCCAACACGUUCCCUGUCAAUAAGACCGCGGGCGCAUGUGUGGCUUUCAUGGAACGCAUUCAGCAGGUAACGUUUUGAGCAAUGAAGGGCCAUUUCCCAAAACGUUGCCUAUUGUAUAUAUUUGACCUUUAAAGCCACCGUGUUAUUGACACACAACGCGUUGAGUUUUUCAUUCGAAUGCAGGCUGUUUUGGUAAGCACACACAUGCUGCACGGCCGGAGAGUUGUUAAACUUGUUCUACGUGGCGUUAGAGUGCGGACUGGCAUCAGGAUGUGUUUAGCAAUCAUUAGGCGUGCGCAGUGUGUAACUGCUUCGGUUGUAUUAAGAUAAUAUCCCGUUGCGUGCACAUCUGUCAGCGUACACGCACACAGUGGGGGGAGUGGUAGCGCAGCGGUUAGCGAACUGCGCUACUAAAACUGGUCAAAUUAGUGAGUUCGAUUCCUGCUCACAGCCAACAUCAGUGGUGAGUGGUAUCUGAACUGGUCCUGGGCUUCCCCUAGUUCGACCCGGAUUUAAAGAAGAACCCGACGUGGCAAGCUGCUCACUCCACACCACUUGCUUCCAGUUUGUAGGCUACACCGUGGACCUUUGUCUUUAUGCACAUGUACCACGUGACGUGGGGUAAGCUCAAUUAAAGGUCCCGCUUUCCGUCACCAGGGGACGAAUUUAGCAAUAAUCAGGUGCGUGCAGCGUGUAACGCCAUUUGGAUGGGGAUUAGAAGACGCAGGGUGGGUAGUCAAGCCUGGAGUGUGGAACCUCUGCUGUCCCCUCAUCACAGGGGUCGGCGUGCACUGGGUGUUUUUUGGGCGCGUAUGUGGAGAGCAGUGGCGCAGCGGGUUAGCGCUGCACUGCGCUACGAACCCAGAAGCCCGAGUUCGACUCCUGCUCUCUCGGCCAACUGACGAAUAUCUGAACCGGUUCUGGGCCUUGCCUAGGAUUGACUCGGCCUUAAAUGAGUCCUGUACCUGGUUGGGAUGUGUAAACAUCAGCACAGGGGAGACAAAGGCGGUCGGACGUCGUUCAGGCCGCACUACCCCCUUGUGUGCUGUUCCGGCCUUCAUAUGUGCUCGCUAACAGCACUUGCCUCAACAGCCUGUGUGGGCUACACGGGAUACUUUUGUGUGGGGUUUUUUGGAUGAAUUUAAAGGUAUUUAAUAAAUGAACGUCAAUCACGUGA
Lethenteron reissneri (Far Eastern brook lamprey) is the source of this 7001-nucleotide messenger RNA. Its product is annotated as alpha-mannosidase 2x-like. Gene Ontology annotation, cellular component: Golgi membrane. The record is from RefSeq and is a predicted model, not a curated record. Gene Ontology annotation, molecular function: alpha-mannosidase activity; carbohydrate binding. Gene Ontology annotation, biological process: protein deglycosylation; mannose metabolic process; N-glycan processing. Lineage: Eukaryota; Metazoa; Chordata; Hyperoartia; Petromyzontiformes; Petromyzontidae.